GAGGUCAUCCAGAUCGUCAGAGCCACCUGCAGACGACUGGUCAAAGCGCGGCUAAAUGAUUGCCACAGAAGACUCAAACGCUACAAAAACAAGACACAACAACUUCACGACAAACUGAAACAACUGAUACUUACUGAAUUACUUGACAUUUUCACGACUAUUGCCGACAAACGAGACAACAAAGCGACUGAACGUGCCCGUACUGGGCAUCAACAGAAACUGACAGGACUUCUACGCAACAAAGAACAGAGACGAAGUAAACCGGACGACAACUGGGUAAGGAACAUCUCUUCCCGUCCCUUAGACAGGAAUGAAACUCGCAUACUGUCAUACGGACAGAAACACUCAGUUACACCGAAACGGAUACCAACCAAGGCCAUUGUACCUAGUGUUGAAGCGGCUUUAUCUCGGCAACGAGAGCUAUCUGAGUCUACUAAGGGUAACAUCAGAAGUAGAAUUGCUUCCACUAUACAAUCAGCGUUACAACAUGGCAGCAACUCGACUAAAGACGAACAACAUGCCCUUAAACGACGAGGACAUAGUUAUUCUACCAGCCGACAAAGGACGAGUUACUGUUGUCGUGGACAAGACUGA
Pocillopora meandrina is the source of this 594-nucleotide messenger RNA. The record is from the annotation of a GenBank genome assembly. NCBI's taxonomy places the organism in Eukaryota, Metazoa, Cnidaria, Anthozoa, Scleractinia, Pocilloporidae.